AUGGCGAGCUUUAAUGAAUUUACCGUACCAGUCGGUACUCGUCAUUCAUUCGGUAUAGAAUUGGAAUUUCUGGUAGCUUAUUUACCGAACGAUGCGCCGGACCCGAAUGAAACCGAAUCUCACUUGCUUCCUCCUUUACUACGAGUCGACACUUCGAACUACAAAGCCACGAGGGAAAUCAGGGAAAAUAUUCGCGCUACUCUUAGGGCAAAUGGGAUUCCUGUUUCUGAAGCUGGGAGUGGUUUCGCUACGCCAGUAGAUGGGUUUAGGGACGAGUCACCUUUUCGACUUCAUGAAAAAGACAAAUGGAACAUCGAUAUAGAUGGUAGUCUCAGAGAAAUGUUCAUUGAUAAAUACAAGUGGCAAGCUAUCGAAAUACAAAGCCCGGCGUUAUGGGUAACGGAUGAGUCGUUCAAGGAGAUCGAGUACGUUACCAACAUCCUCACUUCUAACUACCGCCUCCGUGUCAACCCGACAUGUGGUUUCCACGUUCAUAUCGGAAACGGAGUAGAUUUCUUCACAGGUGAAUCAAUAAGGAGACUAGGUAUGUUCCUCUGGGCUGCUGAUCCUACUCUCUCGCGUCUGCACCCCCCGUGGCGUAGAGUUCAUACAUAUUCAGCGAGUCUUCGCUACCACAGCCGACUAGCCACCGAAGGAAUGACCAUGAAAGAUGUGCGAAAUGAGUGCGAAUCGUGGUUGUCGACUGAUGACCCAAUAGCAAUAACCAAAUUCUCAGAUACCACUAGGGAAGAGGUGGCAUUCGGCAGCGUGGAGGGAUGGGAGGCAUACGCAAAAUGGCGCAAUCGUGUAGGUCCGUUUAUGACAUUAAGAGACGAUAUCGGCAGUGCAUCAACGGAAGACUCGUCAGACCAACCUCGCAGAGACUCAGAACCUUCCCUUCUACCAUCAUGGGAAACAGUGGAGCUUGUAGGGCGUCACCUACGCCAACAGGAAAGGGAGAGAGAUGUACCCCCUGAGGAUCAUACACUGCAUAGGAAUAUAGGCUGGAUUCGUUGGGACGCGUUGCAGGAUACUGAAGUCAUCGCACAUGUUUAUUCCCUUUGUAAAGACCAUUACGGAACCACAAAUCCCACCAGGCUUGACACCAUCGACCAGAUACAGCUUGUAAUUCUUGCACAAUGUGCCUUUAUGUACGGUAGCAGUAUCAGCGAGAUAGAUGAUGCACAAUUUUACCAAGUUAUACUAGCGAGCGCGCCAUAUUUCGAAGCCGCGCGUUUCGGUUGGCAAUACGAUUCAGCUGCUAAGAACUUCUUCCUAGCAUCAUCUAAAAUUGGCCCCAUACUCUCAAAGCCGAGACCGAAGAAGGAAGAGCGGAUCGACUCGCCCUAUAUCCUCAGAAAAUGGCAAAAUAUAGUCGAGCAAAUGGAACCAAAAGAUGACGAACAUCCUAGUUUAUCCGAAUACAACGAAGCUAUACAAACAAACGAGGGUAUCUCGAAUCUCUUCGAGAGAUUUAGAUCUCGUGCCGACUCCCCAGAUUCCCAAUAUCAGCGCGACAUACCAUCACCGCCGCGUUUUGAUGAUAUUAGCCCUACAUCGUCUGCUAUCAUAGCCGAUUAUUUAUCGUUUUCCCCUGGUGUCUCUGAGCCAGGUUCCAGCCCUCUCGAUCCUAGCCCGAAGCCUCUGCCCCAAAGGCCAUCUUCUAAUGAGUCAUCUAACGAUUCGCCACCUAUGCCUAAGUUACGAAGAGGUUUUUCUGAUAUAUCCUAUCACGACAAUAUAAAUCUCGACGGGCCGUACAGUCCUUUUCCCCUGUACCUCGAGCCUGAGGAUGAGUCCCGGCCACAGAAGAUUCGCCCCCACGAUGUAGAUGACAUCACAGCCCUCUAUCAGUCCGAAACCGCAAAGUAUGCCAGGAUCCCCGACCCAAUGUGGGACCGCAUCGGCUGGGUUCCGUCAAUCUUGAACCCUCUCCCGGACCCGGCCGGCGAGGACGCAAAAUCCGACCCUAUCUUUUCCCGCAGGGCCAUGUACGAAAGCCCGCCGGAGGUCAAGCCGCAUCCUAUUACUUCGGGGAUCCAAGGCAUCGCCAACCUCGCGGCCUGCGAUUCGGCCAUGGCCGUCGCGACGCUGCUCCAGGGCCCCUUCGGCUGCCGCCUCAACUACAACUUCAAGCACUACUCGGCGCUGGCGCUAAGAGACAACAGGGAAUACGGGCCCGCGUCGUCGAACUCGCGCACGAUCGAGUUCCGCGAGGCGGCGGGGACGCUGGACGCGAAGUGGAUCUCGACGUGGGUGCGCAUCACGGCGGGACUCGUGAGAUUCGCGCGGCGCGCGAGCCCUCGCGAUUACCUGGUUGUCUUGGACAAGCUUAUGGAGCAAGAGGAUCGCGACGUCGCUAUAAAGACGGCUAAGGCUACUGGGACUUACGAUCCCGCAGAUCACGACGAAGAGGAUAGGUAUGAUGUUUGCGACUUGCUCGAGGAUAUCGGGUUGUUCUCUGAGGCUGCUUUUAUUCGGAAGCGGGAACAGGAGUCUGGCCCGCCCAGGUGAGGAGGUAUAUAUAUAUGAGCUG
Daldinia vernicosa is the source of this 2536-nucleotide messenger RNA. Its product is annotated as putative amidoligase enzyme-domain-containing protein. The record is from RefSeq and is a predicted model, not a curated record. The coding region runs from base 1 to 2514 and encodes 837 amino acids. Lineage: Eukaryota; Fungi; Ascomycota; Sordariomycetes; Xylariales; Hypoxylaceae. The transcript has a single exon.